Pseudogymnoascus destructans is the source of this 645-nucleotide messenger RNA. RefSeq lists its product as uncharacterized. The record is from RefSeq and is a predicted model, not a curated record. The transcript has a single exon. Bases 1 to 645 code for a protein of 214 amino acids. Lineage: Eukaryota; Fungi; Ascomycota; Leotiomycetes; Thelebolales; Thelebolaceae.
AUGCGGUGCUACCUCUGCCUCAGAAAAUUGAUUACGCUACUCUGGUUUCGUCAAACCUUUGACAACAUUACAGCCAAACUAACUAGAAUGGACGUGCGGCUCCCCGAUAAAGAGUACACAGGCUUAAUAGAGGCCCUUCUAACUGGAAUAUGGACCCAGGACGAAGAGGACUUCAAAUACAUCGCGGCGGCCCUCUAUUCCCAGAAGUUGGACUGGCUUCUAAUGGCCUAUAAUACCGCCAUACAAACCGCGAAAAAGGAGCACAGAACUGUUGUUGCUGUGAGUUUGGAGCUUUCUAUAGCAGUUAUAUACGACAAAGGUAUAAAUCGGCACGAUGAAGGCGCCGAGAUCUAUAAGCGCAUUAUCGACAUCUAUGGCGAUACCCGCAUCGACUUGAUGCUAGUGCGGUCUUUGGUGAAUGCGAAAUGUUAUCUUGGCUCUUAUCUAAUUUGGAAGGCCAUUGAGGACGGUGGGCCUCUCUCAGAGGCGGAUCAAGAAUAUGGGCGCCAGCUCGAAGAUCUAGUCCAGCGAAAACUACGUCUGGUGGUCGACGACAAUGUGCCUAGUUAUGUGGACCGCGAGCUUGACAUGGACCUUGAUGAGAAAAACCUGCCAUCUCGGCGACUCUGUAAAUCGAACGGAUGA